AGCAUUUGAGCACACUUUUUUUUAUUAACUAAACUUAAUAAUUUUACUCCCCAGCAUCUAAUGUGUGAAACGAUAGGGUGAGCGCUAUGGGAACACUUCGCCGAUGUAUCGGCGUACAUUGGAAGCACAUUUAGCCGUAAAUCUAUUAUCACAAACUAAAACUCGUUAGCUUACAUCAUGGAGAGGAGGAGCUAACGUUAGCUACCCUGCUAUGAGCUUAACACAGCGCUAAUGUAAAGUCUUAACCAUUCACUUCCAUUAGUGAGCACCAUAGACUGUAUACAAGUUGUUUUGUAGUUGUACGGAUGUCUGUCACAAUGUCUGCCAUCUAUCAAUGCGUUCUGUUCAACCGUGUCUCUAAGUUUAACACUAGUUGGAUACAGGUCUUGAGAUUUGGGUACAAUGUGCCUCCUCCUCAGUGGAUGACACCGGACAGGAUCCUCACGCAAGGUGGAAACGCAGCCAUGACACGGACAACUAACCUAAGUAACGUUACGAUGGCUAAUAAGUCGAGGAAGCGCAGUGAUUCUUGUUCGAGGUGCCUGUCAAGUUCAGCUGAGGAUGCAGCAACUCGAGUGAAGAGGGUUUCUAUCGAGGGCAACAUCGCUGUGGGAAAGUCGACCUUUGCAAGACUCCUGCAGUCCGCUUGUCCAGACUGGGAGGUGGUGGCAGAACCUGUGAGCAAGUGGCAGAACAUUGAUAGUGGGACCGUGAAGGGGACAGACGCGUCCCCCCAGACGACCGUCAGCAACCUGCUGCAGAUGAUGUACCAGGACCCUCAGCGCUGGUCGUACACAUUUCAGACAUUUUCCUGCAUGAGCCGUCUGAGGACGCAGCUGCAGCCUCCUCCGGCUCGCCUGCUCAGCUCAGAGCGAACACCUGUCCAGGUGUAUGAGCGCUCCAUCUACAGCGACAGAUACAUCUUUGCCCUGAACAUGUUUGAGCUGGGUUGUAUCAACUCUACCGAGUGGGCAGUCUACCAGGACUGGCACUCCCUCCUGGUGGAACAGUUUGGACACCAGGUGGAGCUUGAGGGCAUUAUCUACCUCAGAGCUCCACCAGAGAAAUGUAUGGAGCGUCUGGGGCGCCGGGGAAGGCCAGAAGAGAAAGGAGUGAAACUGGACUAUCUGGAUAAGCUGCAUGUUCAACAUGAGAGGUGGCUUGUGGAGAAGAGCACUGAAUUACAUUUUGAGAAGUUGAAACAGAUACCUGUGUUGCAACUGGAUGCCAGUGUGGAGUUUCAGAGUGACCCAGAGGUGCAGGAGGAAUUUAUACGAAAGAUAAAAAAGUUCUUCGCUGCUUUAUGAGAGUCGGCUCCCAUCACCAGUGGGAAACCGAUGGGACCAGUCAGACCUCAGUCAACUGUGUUAACUUACAUAUAAUACACAUGAGCCUCUCAUAGAGGGAAGGAAAUAUAAAGUAAUAUUAAAGGUUUUCUCUCUUUGAGAAGUUGCUGGACCACCUGUUUGUUUUUUUCUGUAUACAAAUGUCUUAUCUCUAAAUAAACUGUUCGAUUGUUAAAUUUGUUCUGCUUUUAUUGUUUGCAUGUUAAUGUUUUGAGAUUCACUGGCUGGUUAAAGUUAGUUGUUACACUGUACUGUUUAUUCCCCUUGAAAUCCAAACUAAGUCUGUGCUGUCAGUUCUAUGACCAUUUGGAAACAGUUACACACUCCUGACUGACAAUGAACAAGCAAACAAGUAUUAAGUAUUCCAUUUGUUGUCUGUUAACAAAUAAAAACCUUAUCUAAUU
This is a messenger RNA of Anarrhichthys ocellatus (wolf-eel), 1750 nucleotides long. Its product is annotated as deoxycytidine kinase-like. The transcript is spliced from 7 exons. NCBI's taxonomy places the organism in Eukaryota, Metazoa, Chordata, Actinopteri, Perciformes, Anarhichadidae. Gene Ontology annotation, cellular component: mitochondrion; cytoplasm. The record is from RefSeq and is a predicted model, not a curated record. The coding region runs from base 306 to 1307 and encodes 333 amino acids. Gene Ontology annotation, molecular function: deoxyguanosine kinase activity.